AAAUAUCCCGACGACGUGAUGUACAAUACAGAAUAAAAUAUGAUUUCACUUGAGAAGAAAACUUAAGCCAAAGAAGAAGAAAGAUAAACAAAUAGUUUAUUUCCAUUGACUCUGUUUUGAGGGAAAAUCGUGGAACGAGGGAGACAUGCAGCAGGCAAAUCAUAAAUAUCACUCACCGCCUUCUUGACCCUUUCAUCCCCCUCCUCACAAAUUUUUGCAGUUUCUUUUUACAUUUCUCUCUCUCUGUCUCUGUCUCUGUCUCUGUCUCUCCGUCGAAGAAGCCAUGGGAGACGCAGAGAAGAGCACCACCAAGGAUAGCUUGCUUCUUCCUCCUCCUGUAGAGAGAGUUGAGAACCUGUCAUGGAGAGAUCUACGAGAUGGAUCAUUCACCGUUGAACUCAAGAGGCUUAUCUGUUUCGCCGCUCCUAUGGCCGCUUGUGUUAUCGUUCAGUUCAUGUUACAGAUGGUUUCUAUGAUGAUGGUUGGUCACUUAGGCAACCUCGCCCUCGCUAGCGCCUCCCUCGCUUCCUCCUUCUGCAACGUCACUGGCUUCAGCUUCGUUAUAGGAUUGUCAUGUGCCUUGGAUACUUUGAGCGGUCAAGCUUUUGGAGCUAAGCUAUAUCGGAAACUAGGUGUUCAGACUUACACAGCCAUGUUUUGUCUUGCUUUGGUGUGUAUCCCUCUUUCUCUCGUUUGGCUCAACAUGGAAAAGCUUCUUGUGUUCCUGGGACAAGACCCUGCUAUCGCACACGAAGCCGGGAGAUAUGCUGCCUGGCUUAUCCCUGGACUCUUUGCUUACUCUGUUCUACAGCCUCUCACUCGCUUCUUUCAAAACCAGAGUUUGAUCUCACCUCUCCUCAUCACCUCUUGUGUUGUCUUCUGUAUCCAUGUUCCUUUCUGCUGGCUUUUGGUUUACAAGUCUGGCCUUGGUAAUCUUGGAGGAGCCUUGGCUAUCAGUUUGUCAAACUGGCUCUAUGUCUUUAUCCUUCUUUCUUUCAUGUUCUUCUCCUCCGCUUGUUCUGAGACACGUGCUCCCCUCUCCAUGGAGAUAUUCGACGGCAUUGGAGAGUUUUUCAAAUAUGCUCUUCCUUCUGCGGCUAUGAUUUGCCUAGAGUGGUGGUCAUAUGAACUCAUCAUAUUAUUCUCUGGUCUCUUACCCAACCCACAACUGGAGACUUCUGUGCUCUCUGUCUGUCUCCAAACAGUUUCGACAAUGUAUUCAAUACCACUAGCGAUCGCGGCUGCUGCAAGUACAAGAAUCUCAAAUGAGUUAGGUGCUGGAAACUCUCGAGGAGCACAGAUCGUUGUCUAUGCGGCAAUGUCUCUUGCAGUAGUGGAGGCAUUGAUAGUGAGUACGUCUCUAUUAGUCGGCAGGAAUCUUUUCGGCCAUAUUUUCAGCAGUGACAAGGAAACCAUCGCCUAUGUUGCAAAGAUGGCUCCAUUGGUCUCCAUUUCUCUCAUUAUGGACGCUCUACAAGGGGUUCUCUCAGGUAUUGCAAGGGGAUGUGGAUGGCAACAUAUAGGGGCUUACGUGAACUUAGGAGCUUUCUAUCUCUGGGGGACACCCAUGGCUGCAUGCUUAGCCUUCUGGUUUGAUCUGAAAGGUGUUGGCCUUUGGAUCGGAAUCCAAUCUGGUGCGGUUCUGCAAACUACUCUUCUCGCUAUUGUCACGGGCUGCACAAACUGGGAAAACCAGGCUAAUGCAGCAAGGAAGCGAAUGGCUUUGGCCUAAGGUACGUAAGGCGCUGGAGAACAGCACUAACCGAGUCAGAACUUGGCAUCUACAGAUUAUAUAUAGGGACCAUAUGUUCCCCUUGGAUCGGUUUCAACAUUUUGUUAUAUUAGCAGUCAAAUUGUUGUAUGUUACUUUGUGAAUAGUGGUGGAGCCGCUAUGACGUCUUUUUGUAACAAAACUUGCAUAAUUUUCGACCGUAAUAAUAAGAAUAGUGGUGGAGCCGCUAUGACGUCUCUCUUUUUGUAAA
Molecule: messenger RNA, 1982 nt
Organism: Camelina sativa (false flax)
Lineage: Eukaryota; Viridiplantae; Streptophyta; Magnoliopsida; Brassicales; Brassicaceae
Product: protein DETOXIFICATION 12
Biological process (GO): xenobiotic detoxification by transmembrane export across the plasma membrane
Cellular component (GO): membrane
Molecular function (GO): xenobiotic transmembrane transporter activity; antiporter activity
Source: RefSeq, a predicted model, not a curated record